CAGUCCCAGGAUGAGGGUUUCCUACAUCGUCUUUUCAGCCAAAGCAGUUGUAAUACUUCCACUGACUGGAGACAGGUCAGAAAUAGACGAGGGUUUGAAGAAGCUGAGCCAAAUCAAACCUGCAGGUGAAACGUACAUGCACGAGGGCAUGAAAGCGGUGUCGGAGCAGAUGAAGGCGCGAACGUCACCAUCGUCCACCAUCAUCAUCAUCCUCACUGAUGGCAAGCUGGAGGUUUACCCGUUUGAGCUGAGUGUACAGGAGGCCGACAUAGCCCGAGGGUUUGGAGCCAGAGUGUACUGUGUGGGGGUCAUGGACUUUGACCACAAACAGCUUGCUGAAAUAGCAGAUAGCACCGAACAAGUCUUCCCGGUUCUGUCUGGAUUUCACGCCCUCAAGGACAUCGUCAACUCUAUCCUGAAGCAGACGUGUACAGAUGUGUUCACGAUAGAGCCAUCGAGUGUGUGUGUGAACGAGUCUUUCAACGUGGUGCUCAGAGGCAGCGGCUUCAGUGGAUCCAGGAGGACGGACAAGGUCCUCUGCGUCCUCACCGUCAAUCAAAACACGUACAACCAGAAGCCAAAUGUUGUUAGAGACGGUUAUCUGCUGUGUCCAGCUCCUGUUCUGCAGGAGGUUGGAGAAUCCAUUGAAGUGCUGGUUAGUCUGAACAACGGAGAAUCUUUCAUCUCCAGUCCCAUCACCAUUUAUGCCACAACAUGUUCUGAUGGGACCUGGGUGUUCUGGUUGCUGUUGGCUCUGUUGUUGUUGCUCGCUCUGGGUUUGCUCUGGUGGUUCUGGCCUCUCUGCUGCACUGUGGUGAUCAGAGACCCUCCCCCAGAUCGUCCCCCUCCUCCACCUCCUGUUAUUGAGCUGGAAGACGAUCCCUCACCCAAACACAAGUGGCCCACAGUGGACGCUUCAUACUACGGAGUCCGAGGUCCUGGAGGAAUCACACGCAUGGAGGUGCGUUGGGGACAGAUGGGGUCCACAGAGGAGGGGUCCCGGCUAGAAAAAGCCAAAAAUGCUGUGGUCACCAUGCCUGAUGACGUGGAGGAGCCCAUCAUCCCCCGACCCCCGCCAAGACCUCCUCCAGUGUACAGCCCCCCACCACAGUCCAAGUGGUACACUCCCAUCAAGGGGCGAUUCGAUGCGUUGCUGGCGUUACUGAGAAGACAGUACGACAGAGUGGCAAUCAUGAGGCCGACACAUCAGGACAAGGGUCGCUGCAUUAACUUCACCAGAGUUCAGAGUCACUGAUGAACAGAACACUUUUCACUUUAUUCCCCGUUUUGUUUGAAGAUGACCAACGUGUCCAGAUGAUGAUUGUCGGGAUGUAUAUUGUAAAUAAACACUUUUACUUUUA
This is a messenger RNA of Paralichthys olivaceus (Japanese flounder), 1361 nucleotides long. NCBI's taxonomy places the organism in Eukaryota, Metazoa, Chordata, Actinopteri, Pleuronectiformes, Paralichthyidae. The record is from RefSeq and is a predicted model, not a curated record.